AUGGCUAGUGAGGAUAGUUUUCUAGUGCUGGUACAUCACAGAAGGUCGAUUAAGAGGAAAACUCGGUCCGGCGUGAAGUUCACUGAUAAGGAUCCCCUAUGUAUUAUCGUGAGGCCAACAACCACCUACGAUGCUCUCGUUAGCUCUGUGCUGGAGAAGCUUGGUCUGGAAGGAGUUAAAAGGGUUAAGAAGUUUUUCUAUCGCAUCCCAACCACGGUGCUCCAUGAUACCGUGAAGUAUGAUUGUUUCACGAUUGGGAGUGAUGAGGACUUGCAGGUUAUGAUGCUUUGUCGCAGGCAGUUUUCCGAGGUAAGGACACCAGAGUUGUUGGCAAAGUUGGUUGAUGUAGUAUCUAGCUCGGGUGGUUCGAACCGGAAUGCUAAUACUAUAGCCACGGUUGCCGGCUCGAGCUCGAGACCUGCGGUUGCUUCAUCUUCCGUUCCUGUGUAUGAGCCACCGAUGCAGCCUGUUGCCUCCCCAUCGUUUGCUGUUGAUCUCAGCGGCAAUUGUCCCACACCGGCUGGUGUUGGUGAGGGUUUCUUUGAUGAUCUAGAUGACGAUGAUGUCGAGCCGGAUAUGAUCGCUGAUGACAGCGGCGAUGAUCUUGGAACUACUGAUCCGAGAAGGGCUACAGGUGAAACUAGUUCUGGCACACAGCAGUACCCACCCCAUUUUUCAUCGUUGGACCUGGAUGCCAUGAGGCAGGACGAAAAUCCUGAUAAAGAUGAGGCGCUGUUGAGUGUGAAGACUUACAGCAUCCGCCGAGGGGUCCAGUACAAGGUCAUUGAGUCUGACUACCGCAGGUAUGUGGGAAAGUGUUCUGAGUUUGGGAAUGGGUGCACAUGGUUGAUUCGGUUGAGUCUCCAACAGCGGAAGGGCAUCUGGGAAGUGAAGCGGUACAACAGACCGCAUACCUGUCUUGCCACCUCCAUCUCCAGCGACCAUAGGAGUCUGGACUACCAUGUGAUAGCGACAUUCAUUAUGCCGAUGGUUAGGGCUGAUGCCGCCGUCAACAUCAAGGUGCUUCAAAAUGCCACGGCCGCACACUUUGGGUUCAGGCCUACGUACAUGAGGGUAUGGAUGGCGAAGCAGAAGGCCGUUGCCGUCAUCUAUGGGGACUGGGAUGAGUCGUACAAUGAGCUCCCUCGGUGGGUGUUAGGAGUUCAGCUGAUGAUGCCUGGCACUGUAGCAGUCCUCAGGACUUGCCCUGUUCGAGUUGGGGGACAGCAUGACGAAUCUCAGGCAUUCCGUCAUUGCAAGCCGUUGGUGAGUAUUGACGGCACCCAUCUAUAUGGCAAGUAUGGGGGAACGUUGCUAGUCGCGAUUGCACAGGACGGAAACUCCAACAUACUCCCCGUGGCAUUUGCACUAGUUGAGGGUGAGAAUGCUGAGUCAUGGUCUUUCUUUCUCUCCCACCUCCGUGAGCACGUGACACCUCAGUCGGGUCUGUUAGUUAUUUCAGAUCGGCAUAACGACAUCAAGGCAGCGCUCGAGGCUCCCGAUGGGGGAUGGCUACCUCCGGCUGCAUACCGGGCGUUCUGCAUUCGAUACGUUGCAGCGAAUUUUGCCCUAAACUUCAAGGGAAAAGAUGCCCGGAGGCUUCUUGUUAACGCCGCAUAUGCGAAGACUGAAGUGGAGUUCGACUACUGGUUUGACAUUCUGCGCUCUGAGAAUCCGGCAAUGUGUGACUGGGCGAACCGAAUUGAGUAUUCGUUGUGGACACAGUACUGUGAUGAGGGUCGGAGAUUCGGAAACAUGACGACCAAUAUUUCUGAGUGUGUCAAUUCAAUCCUGAAGGGGGUAAGGAACCUCCCUGUUUGCUCGCUAGUGAAGGCCACAUACGGAAGGCUGGCUGAGCUAUUUGUCCGUAAGGGGAGGGAGGCCGAGGCUCAGAUGGGUACCGGACAACAAUUCAGUCAAUACCUAGUAAAGUGUAUCGAGGCCAACCUGAAGACAGCCAGGUGCUUUACGGUGACUGUUUAUGACAGGGAUAACUCGGAGUACACGGUGGCAGAAACGACUCCGACAGGUUCAUUCUCACUUGGUACGUAUAGGGUCUCACUAGGGUCUCAGACUUGUGAUUGUGGAUACUUCCAAGCACUUCAUUUUCCGUGUCCUCACGCACUGGCAUGCUGUGCUUAUUCAUGUCUUACUUGGAAGCCUUACGUCCACCAGGUCUAUCGCCUUAGUUCCGUUUUCGGUGUCUAUCAGAUGGGAUUUACACUUCCCAUUCCGGAGGGUUUCUGGCCACCUUAUGCCGGACCUACCGUUAUACCGGAUCCGAACAUGAGGCGUGCGAAGGAGGGUCAUCCAAGGUCCACCCGCAUUCGCACCAACAUGGAUGAUGCUGAUCUGAACCGGCCAAAGAGAUGUGGCCUCUGCAGGCAGCCAGGACACACUCGUCGGAGUUGUCCGCAAGCCAGACGACCCACCGGGACAGCUGGGAAUUAA
Arachis stenosperma is the source of this 2451-nucleotide messenger RNA. RefSeq lists its product as uncharacterized. Gene Ontology annotation, molecular function: zinc ion binding. The transcript has 4 exons. The coding region runs from base 1 to 2451 and encodes 816 amino acids. The record is from RefSeq and is a predicted model, not a curated record. Lineage: Eukaryota; Viridiplantae; Streptophyta; Magnoliopsida; Fabales; Fabaceae.